Molecule: messenger RNA, 1110 nt
Organism: Cavenderia fasciculata
Lineage: Eukaryota; Evosea; Eumycetozoa; Acytosteliales; Cavenderiaceae
Gene: pyr4
Product: dihydroorotate oxidase
Exons: 1
Coding region: 1-1110 (369 amino acids)
Biological process (GO): 'de novo' pyrimidine nucleobase biosynthetic process
Cellular component (GO): cytoplasm
Molecular function (GO): dihydroorotate dehydrogenase activity
Source: RefSeq, a predicted model, not a curated record
AUGACUCAAUGGUUUCCAGAACAUAAACCAAUUUAUGAUUUAAAUAAGAGUUGGGAAUACAAUUUAGAGAAUGGACCAUUUGUAGAAGGGUUUGUAAAGCAAGAACGUAAAUGGGCACCAAAGGAGAAGUGGAUUGACUUUUUAGGUGUUUGCAAGGUUGCUUCACCGUUGGGUGUACCUGCAGGACCAUUGCUCAACUCUGCUUGGAUUGAUUUUGCUGCACAAGCAGGUUUUGAUAUCCUCACCUACAAGACUAUUAGAUCCAACCCAUAUAACGGACACGCAGUCCCCAACAUUGUCUAUAUCGACGUUGAAAAGGGUCACCAGUUUAGUGCUGCCGACUCGGGCAUCACCGUCAAGACAUCGCCAACCACCCCAACCGAUAUGGACUCGUUGUCUAUCACCAACUCGUUUGGUAUGCCCUCCAAAGACCGUGAAUACUUGUUACAAGAUAUCAAGAAAGCUAAUGGUUUGUUGGCAGAUGGACAAGUCAUGAUUGUAUCGGUGACAGGUACAUCACACUCGGCACACGAGUUUGUUAAGGAUAUGGUCGAUGUUGCUAGAAUCGCUGUAGAGGCCGGAUCAAAGGUUGUAGAGGUAAAUUAUAGCUGUCCAAACGUUGUGACUGGUGAAGGUCAAAUCUACAACAAUCCAGACCAAGUCUAUGAAAUCUCAAAGGCUUUGGUCUCAGAGUUACAACCACACAACAUUCCACUCGUCAUCAAGGUUGGUGUACUCGAAGACAAAAACAAGAUGGAAAAGCUUAUGCUUCAAGCACACCGUGCCGGUGUCACUGCUAUUGCCGGUAUCAACACCAUGUCGAUGAAGGUUAUUGAUCGUGACACCAACGAACCUGCACUCGGACCAGGCAGACUCUCAAGCGGUGUUUGUGGCGCUCCUAUCCGUCAGACUGCCAUCGACUGGAUCUCCCAAGCCCGUCAAGUCAUCGACCAACACAAACUCCCUCUUCAACUCAUCGGUUGUGGUGGUAUUGUCCAACCACAACACUUUGACGACUUUUUAAAUGCUGGUGCCAACUUUUGUACAAGUGCUACUGGUCUCAUGUGGGAUCCAUAUCUUGCUUUGAAAUGGCAUAAUAUGAAAAAUUAG